Molecule: messenger RNA, 2335 nt
Organism: Camellia sinensis
Lineage: Eukaryota; Viridiplantae; Streptophyta; Magnoliopsida; Ericales; Theaceae
Source: RefSeq, a predicted model, not a curated record
AGUAGAAAGUUGGAAACUGAAACCACAGCCAAAUUUCUGUGGGUCUUCUUGGAUAUUUUUAUGCAGCUUGUCUGUUUCUGGUAUGUGAAACUUGCACGGUUUGCACUUUGUUUUUCUGUUCUUCAUCGUAGUUCCAUAUAUAUCUUUGGGAAUCCUCGUAUACAUGAUAAUCUCAAAAUCUAACGAAGACCCACUUCAAAUCACCUCCAAUUCUGUCUAACCCUUGUCCCUAUUUUCCUUCUCAUCCCCUAUAUGAACCCCAAAAUUCGAUCUUUGUAAUAGAAUUUUCCUUCAUUUUCUCUAAUUUAUUUUUUCCCGGGAAAAUCCCGUAGACCUACAACCAUGGCUGCUGCACUAAGAUCAAAAUCAUCUAGAGACACGGUCACUCAAUUCAGAUUCUUCAUACUCAACCACUUGCACGGUGGUGGUCGUAUGCUUAGUUCCUUUUCCAAUUACAGAACCAAAUGGGACAAUUCAUUCUCUAACACUCACAACCAUUUCACUUCAUUUAAACGAGUCUCAGUUCAUGGGGAUUUGGUCGAUAGGGGCACUGGAAUUAGCGAUAAUCGAAGGUUUUUGCCUAGUUUUGUCAAGAAUAGGAGGAAAUCUGGGUAUGCCUGUAAUAUUUUGAAUUCUUAUGGAGAACCCCCUGAGAUUUGGCAACCUCCUGGAGAUGGAAUUGCAGUCCGUCCAGGUGUGAAAUUGGUUCGGGUUUCGGAUGGGGACACUGCGACCACGGGUUCGGGAGGUGGGUAUGGGUCGACUUCGAAAGAUGGGAGUUGGGGAGGAUCGAAUUUGGGUAACAAUUUUCCGACCCCCAGAGAGAUCUGUAAAGGGCUUGAUAAGUUUGUAAUUGGGCAGGAGAGGGCAAAGAAGGUGCUUUCGGUGGCAGUUUACAAUCACUAUAAGAGGAUUUCUAAUGACUCUUCACAGAAGUGGCCUGCAGGAGACUCAGUCAAUGACAAAACAGAUGCCAUGGGUGAUGAGUCUGUGGAACUUGAGAAAAGUAAUGUGCUUCUAAUGGGGCCAACAGGUUCAGGGAAGACAUUACUCGCCAAAACUUUGGCACGGUUGGUGAAUGUUCCCUUUGUUAUUGCGGAUGCCACUACACUAACUCAGGCAGGAUAUGUUGGGGAAGAUGUGGAGUCCAUAUUAUACAAGCUGCUUAUGGUUGCUGACUAUAAUGUGGCAGCUGCUCAGCAAGGCAUUGUGUAUAUUGAUGAAGUUGACAAGAUUACAAAAAAGGCUGAGAGCCUCAAUAUAAGCAGGGAUGUAUCGGGUGAGGGUGUCCAGCAGGCAUUACUAAAAAUGUUGGAAGGAACGGUAGUCAACGUCCCAGAGAAGGGGGCUCGAAAGCAUCCUAGAGGUGACAAUAUUCAGGUUGAUACAAAAGAUAUUCUCUUUAUAUGUGGGGGUGCCUUCAUCAACUUGGAGAAAACUAUCUCAGAAAGGCGUCAAGAUUCUUCUAUUGGGUUUGGUGCUCCAGUCCGUGCAAACAUGAGGAGCAGUGGCAUUACAAGCGCUGUUGUGGCAUCAUCACUAUUGGAAACUGUUGAGAGCAGCGAUCUUAUUGCAUAUGGUUUGAUACCUGAAUUUGUUGGACGAUUUCCCAUCCUUGUUAGUUUGUCGGCUCUCACCGAGAACCAACUUGUUCAGGUGUUAAGAGAGCCAAAAAAUGCCUUGGGGAAGCAAUACAAAAAGAUGUUUACAAUGAACGGAGUGAAGUUGCAUUUCACAGAAAAUGCAUUGAGAUUAAUUGCUAGGAAAGCAAUAACAAAGGAUACUGGUGCUCGGGGUCUAAGAUCCAUCUUGGAGAAUAUUUUGAUGGAUGCCAUGUAUGAGAUUCCAGAUGUAAGAACCGGUAAUGAUAUAAUAGAUGCUGUUGUAGUUGAUGAGGAGGCUGUUGGAUCAGAGGGACGCGGGUGUGGAGCCAAAAUCCUCUAUGGGAAGGGUGGAUUGGACCGCUAUCUUUCACAAAAUAAAUUAAAAGAUAUAGAGAUGGGUGCAGAGGUCUCUGAUGCGGAAUCCGAGGUGGAACCGGAGCUUCCUUCAAUUGUUGCUUUGUAACCAUUUCCUGAAGGUUUAUAUUUCUGGUCUCACCCAAUGUACAAUAAUAUAAAAUUUAAAUGAAAAACAUUAGUUUAAUAGAUUAACUAUGCAAUUAUUUGUCUUCUGGUGUUUUCAAUUCAAUUAUGAAGUAACCCAGUCCCAUCUGAUAAAAUGAGACUUCAAUUUUUGUCAUGGACCUCUAUGGGUCACUACUAGUAUCUUGCUGAUUGUUUGAAACUCUGCUCCUGUCCUAUAGGAAAGUAAACUAGUUCAAUUUCUAUGUGGA